AUGUGGCGUGGGGCCACCCUCGCUGUCGCCUGUGUCGCCCUAAUGACACACGCUGCGACUGCGGCGCUUAUGUCUAUUGACCUGGGCAGCGAGUACCUGAAAGUUUGCCUUGUGAAGCCAGGACGUACCCCUAUAUCAAUAGCCGUAAACGAAAUGAGCAAGCGCAAGUCGCCCGCGCUUGUGGGCGUCGUAAAUGGCGAGCGAUUGCUUGGAGAGGAAGCAUUCUCGUUCGCUGUUCGGUAUCCGGAGUCCAUUUUUCAACGAGCUCGCGACUUCCUUGGGAAGGACCCCGACGACCCGACGAUCGCUGCCAUGCUUACCGAGCAAGGUCUGCCCUACAAGGUGGUUCCGCAUCCUAAGCGCGGUGUAGCAAGCUUACAGCUUGCGGAUGACACAAUCUAUUCUCCAGAAGAACUGGUGGGUUCCAUCUUGUACUACGCCCGGCAGAUUGCUGAGGCUCAGGCAGGGGCCCCCGUGCUGGACGCCGUGAUAUCCGUGCCUGCCUUCUUUGGCCAGCGCCAGCGCCAGGCCAUGGCUGACGCGGCCCAUCUUGCCGGCCUCAACCUUAUGGGCCUAAUAAACACCCACACCUCCGCUGCACUACAGUACGGCAUUGAACGUGAUUUUGCCAAUCGCAGCCAGACUGUUAUUCUGUACGAUAUGGGCAGUGGUACGACGGAAGUCGCACUCGUCAAGUACAGCACGUACACUGUUAAGGAGGCCGGCAAGCCGCGCACUUACAACCAGCUGGAGGUGCGAGACGUGGAUUGGGACGCGUCGCUGGGCGCAAACCUGUUGGAUAUGGCGCUGGCGAAGCACUUUGCAGCCCAGUUUGCGGAGAAGAGCAAGCUGGAUGUGGAUGUCAUGGCGCUGCCUAAGGCCAUGGCCAAGAUGCGGCGGCAGGUUCGGCGAACUAAGGAGAUGCUAUCAGCCAACUCAGCGGCGCCAUGCACAGUGGAGGAGCUACACGAUGGACGGGAUUUUCAGAGCAGCAUCACCCGGGAGGAGUUUGAGUCCUUGGCUGCGGACUUCUUCUCCCGGGCCACUGCACCAUUGAAACGCAUUCUGGAGCGCAAUGGUCUGCAGCCCGAGGAUAUUGACGCGGUGGAGCUGCUGGGGGGAGGCUCUCGGGUGCCCCGGCUGCAGGCGGCCCUGUCGGAGGUGCUGGGAGGCCGCGGACUGGACAGGCACCUGGACGCGGAUGAGGCCAUCGCCCUGGGCGCCGGCCUCUUCGCUGCCAAUCUAUCUACCAGCUUCCGGCUUCGAAAAUUCGGCAUGGUAGACAUGACUAUGUACGGCAUCUCGCUGACGUUGGAUCAUGUGGUCCUGGCCGGUGGCGAGGACGAGGCGGCCGCGAGUGAGAAGCCGGCGGGCGGCGAGCCCUUCCUCAAGGUGCGCAACCUGUUGCCGUACAUGAAGAAGCUGCCAAACAAGCGUGUCGUGAAGCUGGAGCGACUGGCCGGCGACCCGCUCCGGUUUUCCCUGGCAUACAACGCCUCCACACAUCAUGGCCUUCCGCCGGGAGUCCGAUCACCCGAGCUGGCGGAGUUUGAGGCCACCGGCGUUGAGGAAGUCAUCCAGCGGUACAAUACCAGCGGCCUGGUGUCGUUGCGGUUCGAGGCGGACUACAGCGGCCUGUUUCGCCUGGACAAGGUGGAGGCAGUGGUGGAGUACGAGGUGAUGGAAGAGAAGAUAAUUGAGGUUCCAGUCAACGAGACAAUCGAUACGAACGUCACCGCCACCGCUGCCAGUGGAGAGCAGGGGGCGGCGGCGAACCCCGGCAGCAGCAAGGGCGAUGCUGGCGCUACAGGGUCGGAUUCCGAGGCAGAAAAGGUUGCGAGGGGGGCCAAGGAGAGCCCCAAGAGUGAGGCGGACUCGGACACGGACGAUAACGGAGAGGGUGAGGCCGAGGAGGAAAACGACGGGAGCAAUGGCAGCGGCACCAGGCCCGAGGAGGGCGAGGCGGGCAGUGAGAGCGAAGCGAGCGAGGCUGGAAGUAAGAAAGGAGCGGAAAGCGGCGGCGGUGCGGCGAAGGAAGAUGCCGCCGGUCAAGAGCACCGUGUGGCACGUGGCAUGGGAGUCCCCGCGAACACCACUGGUGCUGGUAGCAACGGCACCUCUAAGCCCGCCACCACCAUCAAGCGGAUCCAGGUCCCCAAGGUCAAGGUGGCAAAGGUGCCUCUCAAGGUUGGCGGGAAGGGCUGGCUGUCUCCGCCGCUGUCAGACAGCGACCUGAGCGAGGCUAAGCAGGUCCUGUCCAAGUUUGUGGCUGCCGAGGCUCGCAAGCGUGAGGUGGCUAAGGCACGGAACGAUCUGGAGAGCUACAUCAUUGCUAUGAAAGAGGCACUGGAGACCGACGAGCUUAUGCAGAAGGUGAGCACGGAAGAGCAGCGAGAGUCUUUCCGGAGCCGGUUGACCGACGAGGAGGACUGGCUGUACAUGGAGGCGGACGAGAAUGAGGGCGCACAGCAGUUCAAGGACCGGCUGAAGCAGCUCAAAGACAUCGGGGAACCCAUCAAGCGCCGUGCGGAGGACCUGGAGUUGCGUCCUAAGGUGGUGGAAGAAAUCCGCAAGCGCCUGGAGCUGCAGCGUUCCGUCGUCAAGGCCUGGCCGGACACUAAGCCCUGGAUUUCGGAGGUGGAAAGGGAGGACAUCACUAAGCUGGUGUCCGAUAUGGAGUCGGACCUGGAAGCUAAGGUGGCGGCCCAGUCCGCGAAGGCUGACCACGAGGAACCAGCCUUCGCCGUCUCGGAUCUGCUACAGGCUUGGGAGCGGCACGAAAAGGCCUUCAACAAGGUCAACAACAAGAAGAAGCCAAAGCCGCCGCCGGAGCCCAAGCCCGCUUCCGGUUCCGAAAACGCCGACGCCGCGGGAGGUGCAGGAGCCGGAGAGGGUGCUACGGGAGACGCACCCGGCGACGCUAAGGCAGAGCCUGAGCAGAAGCGCGCGGGCGGCCAGGGAUCUGAGGAGGGCACCGCGGGCGCUGCUGGCGGUGCGGAAGACCAAGAAGCAACGAAGCGGGAGGCGAAGAAGGCUGGCAAGGCGGAGGGAGAGACGAAGGAGGCGAAGAAGGCUGGCAAGGCAGACGGGGACACGAAGGAGGCGAAGAAGGACGGCAAGACCAAGAAGGAGCAGCCAAAGAAGAACAGCAAGGGGAAAAAAGAACCAAAGAAGGACAGCAAAGCAACGGAAGACACGAAGAAGGAAAGCAAGGCAAAGCCUGACACAAGGAAGGAGUCGAGCACGAAAGGGAGCGAGAAAAAGGAUCAAAAGAAGAGUUGGUCUUGGAAUAAGAGAGGGGAGGAACUCUGAUCAGCGAAACCCCCAUUGGCAGCUGAAUCAGAAGGACGGAAUUCGCAUGUAAAGGAACGCAACGAACGGGCUUUCUAUGCAUCAUUUGGCACCAAUAAUUAAUUGGUAAUCCAUGCCGCCAAAUAGUUUUAGGGCACAUGAUGUUUGCGAACAGGGGUGCGUGCAGGGGUAGGGAGGAAUGCUGUGUCAAGGAAUGGCAUCUAGUGUAAUGUGUCAUGGUGGCUAAAAGGACAUGUCGGAUGUUUCGGGAUUGAUUCUUGAACUCAGAGCUGACCUGAACUUUUUCGGACAAUUCUUGACAAUCAUGUAACCAAUAUACUUC
This is a messenger RNA of Volvox carteri f. nagariensis, 3634 nucleotides long. It is a transcript of the gene hsp70G, whose product is annotated as heat shock protein Hsp70G. The coding region runs from base 1 to 3312 and encodes 1103 amino acids. NCBI's taxonomy places the organism in Eukaryota, Viridiplantae, Chlorophyta, Chlorophyceae, Chlamydomonadales, Volvocaceae. Gene Ontology annotation, molecular function: ATP binding; ATP-dependent protein folding chaperone. Gene Ontology annotation, cellular component: endoplasmic reticulum chaperone complex. The transcript is spliced from 13 exons. The record is from RefSeq and is a predicted model, not a curated record. Gene Ontology annotation, biological process: cellular response to hypoxia; endoplasmic reticulum unfolded protein response; negative regulation of hypoxia-induced intrinsic apoptotic signaling pathway.